Molecule: messenger RNA, 1260 nt
Organism: Ostrinia furnacalis (Asian corn borer)
Lineage: Eukaryota; Metazoa; Arthropoda; Insecta; Lepidoptera; Crambidae
Product: chitooligosaccharidolytic beta-N-acetylglucosaminidase-like
Exons: 8
Coding region: 7-1260 (417 amino acids)
Biological process (GO): protein deglycosylation; glycosaminoglycan metabolic process; carbohydrate metabolic process
Cellular component (GO): plasma membrane
Molecular function (GO): beta-N-acetylglucosaminidase activity
Source: RefSeq, a predicted model, not a curated record
GUAAAUAUGGGUAGCCGAUGGAUUCUGUUGCUCGUGGUUGCAGUGAACCUGGUGCACUGCAAUGAGAACGAAAUCAAAGAUCCCACGCCAAUUGUGUAUGAACCAUCAUGGGUGUUCAAAUGCAUCCCGAACGUGGGUUGCCAACGAGCAGCGCACCCUCAGUCGAUGAUGACCACGAACUCUUCGCACGUCUUCUACGACAGCAUAGAUCUGUGCAGGACGGUCUGCGGAAGAUUCGGGGGCAUCUGGCCCAAGCCGCUGACGGCGGGACUUAGCAUGCAGACGGUGCAGAUGCAUCCUACGCAUCUUAGAUACUGGAAGCAUUUGGCAGAAACUGAAGUUGACAGGACCGAGUCCUUACAACUUAGUGUCUGCAUACACUUAAAUCUAACGCAUCUCAGGAUCCUUUGCGAUAUUCAUCACUAUUUCUUUCCCAGAUACGGCGCAUACUCAUCAUCCGAAAUCUACUCUGCAGAAGAAGUGCGUCAGUUGAUCAAGUACGCCCAGAUUCGUGGUGUGCGAGUCGUCAUUGAAAUCGACUCUCCUGCGCAUGCAGGAAAUGGCUGGCAGUGGGGACAGGACUACGGCUUUGGUGACCUAGCAGUCUGUGUGAAUACUGAGCCCUGGCGAGGACUGUGUAUCCAGCCUCCGUGUGGCCAACUGAACCCUGCUAACCCUACUAUGUACAGGGUCUUGAGAAACCUGUACAAGGAUCUAGCAGAAGCUCUGCCCAAACCUGCCCUUUUCCAUAUGGGUGGUGAUGAGGUAUUCUUCCCAUGCUGGAACUCAAGCGAGCAAAUCCGAGCAUACAUGCAAGAGAAGGGUCUCAAUACAACAACGGAAGGGUUCCUUCGGCUUUGGUCGGAGUUCCACGAGACCAUACUUUCCAUUUGGGACGAGGAGCUGAAGGCAAUAGGGACCGACGCCCAGCCAGUGAUACUCUGGUCUUCGGCGCUGACCAAGGCAAACUACAUACAGAGGUUCCUCAAUAAGGACAGAUACGUCAUCGAAGUCUGGGAACCCUUAGACAGUCCUCUCCUAAUGGAACUGCUUCGUCUCGGCUACAGAACUAUCAGCGUCCCCAAAGAUGUUUGGUACUUGGACCACGGUUUCUGGGGUUCCACCAAGUUUUCCAACUGGAGGAGAAUGUACGCGUAUAUCCUGCCAAAGAGCCAGCACAUGUUGGGAGGAGAAGUUGCUAUGUGGAGCGAAUAUGUGGAUAUGGAUGUUUUAGGUGUUUUGGAUGCGUUUAUGAACUAA